Messenger RNA from Symbiodinium pilosum, 962 nucleotides. The record is from the annotation of a GenBank genome assembly. Lineage: Eukaryota; Dinophyceae; Suessiales; Symbiodiniaceae.
GGGUGCUAGCGGGGGACCUUGCCUGGGUACCUCUUGCUAGUUCUUCUCGGGUCCCUCUACGACCUUGGCUGGACGAUAAGAACGAGGACAAGGCAGCGGAGGAUAGGCCCCCUUCAGGGGAGAAAGUGAAGAAGCUCUUGGCCAGUGGAGAGGAGGGGGCCGCUAGGGAGCUCAAGUUGCAGGUGCUCUGGACGCGCCAUCUGGCCAACGAGCUGGACGCUAUAGGGGCCCCGGUCGUCAAGUCGAUAGGGGAAUGCUUGGAUCCCGAUAGAGCCUACGAGAUGCUUCCUGGGAAGACACGCUCCUCCACCUUGAAGCGCUAUGGCGGCUAUGGUGGUCCCCUCCAGGUCAUCCGGCCAGGGGAGCUCAAGCUAGUGGAGGGCCGCUUGGUCACCGCGCUACGUCAGACGAAGACUUCAGGGCCAAAUAGGCGCGUCAAGGAGAUGCCGCUAUGUGUGAGCGAGGCCGCCUUCUUCGAGAGCCCGUCGUGGCUCCGGAUAGGCGUCGAGCUGCUACAGUGGCUGGUCACUUUCAGCCGAGACUACUUGCUGCCCAGGCUAAAGCCCGACCUUGCGGUUUUCGAGAAGAAGAUGGCGGAGUACGCCGUGCCUGCAAUAGUGCAGGGUUUUUGGACGGCGCACUCCGAGAGGUCGGUGCUACCCACUGGGCUCAGCGUCCUGGGCGUGAAUGGGCCCGAGAAGGACCUAUUGGGCAGAUGGAAGCCUGAAGGGAAAACCCACACCUCGAACGAGCGUGAGGUGGCAAGUUUUUUGCAGGACUGGCUAAAGGAUCGCCACGCGCUGCCGGAGGAGACGGCCACCGAGAUUGCCGAGAAGCUGGCAGAGAAGUGGCGGACGGGGGCCGUCCAAGUGGAGCAAGCCCCGCCGAUAGUUUUGGAGCCGGUCCCCGAGACGGAGCCCGAGGAGCAGAAGACAGGAGCCCCCGCCGCUAAGCUGCCCCGA